Pristis pectinata (smalltooth sawfish) is the source of this 2452-nucleotide messenger RNA. It is a transcript of the gene ecd, whose product is annotated as ecdysoneless homolog (Drosophila). The record is from RefSeq and is a predicted model, not a curated record. The coding region runs from base 18 to 1958 and encodes 646 amino acids. Gene Ontology annotation, cellular component: nucleus. NCBI's taxonomy places the organism in Eukaryota, Metazoa, Chordata, Chondrichthyes, Rhinopristiformes, Pristidae. The transcript is spliced from 13 exons.
GCGGUGCACACGGUAACAUGGAAGGGUUGAUAGAGGGGGAGCGGUUGCCGCAGGACACGGUUCGUUAUAGGCUUUACCUCAGCGGCGAGGCUUUACCCUCGGAUCCCCAGGCUUGUAGGGAUGUGUUGGAGCGACAGCUGGAGAGAAUGAUGGGCCGUUUGGCCCUGCUCUCCGCAGGGUACAUCUGGCACAAUGAGGCCUUCAGCCUGCGGUACACGGCGGCCCGGGGAGACAUUCCUGCCCAUAUUGGUGGUAUGACGAACUUUGGUGAUAAUGUGGAUGACGAAUGGUUGAUUGUAUACCUUAUUCAACAGGUCACCAAAGAGUUCCCAGACUUUGUGGCAAGCAUAGAGGAUGAUGAUGGAGACUUCUUGUUGAUAGAGGCUGCCAAGUAUCUGCCCAAAUGGUUGAACCCUGACACCAGUGUAAACCGGGUAUAUUUCUAUCAUGGAGAGUUGCACAUCAUCCCACUCCCUCAGAACCCAGGGGAACUGUCUUGGUUACCAGCUAGCAAUCCCACCAUCCCUCAGGUCCUCAGCCUGCUCCCAACUCAUUCUGAAAAGUGCCUGGCAGCAGAGCCUAUUCGCAAAGCUAUAAACAGACGUAUUCAAAGUUAUCCAGAAAAGAUUCACAAUGAUCAACACCGAGCUUACUGCUAUGUUCCAGCAGGUAUAGCUGCAGUGCUAAAGCGUCGUCCAGACCUAUUGGCACCUGCUAUCCAGGCCUUCUAUCUACGCGAUCCAAUUGACCUACGUGCUUGCCGUUCCUUUAAGUUAUUUCGUCCUGAGACAUGUGUAAUGACUCUGGUGACAUUUACAAAAUGUCUGUAUGCCCAACUACAGCAGCAGCAGUUCAUGCCAGAUAGACGGAGUGGUUAUGUGCUGCCAGCACGAUCUGACCAGAACUUCAAAGCACAUGCACUGGGCAUGAAACUGGCCCACGGUUUUGAGAUCCUGUGUUCCAAAUGUUCCCAGCCUUUGACUAGUGUUAAAGCUGGAAAUGCUGUCUCCUGUGACCCCCUCUGGGAAGGAUUUCUAAACAGCCUAAAGAAAAAUGCCUAUUUCAAAGGAGAGCUGGAAGGUUCUGUACGAUACAGAGAACUGCUCCAAAUGGCAGAGAUUUACUUCCAACAGUCUGUCGCCAGACCUAAAAGUUCAUCUACUUUAAGCCCAGGGGAACAGACUUUGCAGCUUUUGCAAACUCUGUCGUACAGUGUGGAAGAACUACAGAAAGAAGGGGAGAGCCUUCCUCCAGAGGAUGAUGACAGUUGGUUGAAUAUUUCACUGGAGGAGCUGGAUCAGAUGCUGGAGGAAGCCUCUGGAACAAAACUGCUAAAUUCUUCCAGACAGGAGGAGGAGGAGCAGGAGGAUUAUGAUCUGGAUGACAUCACCAAGUGUAUGAAGGCAUUUGUGUCAAAGGUUUCCUCUCACGAAGGAGCAGAGGUGCCACGAUCUUCAGCUAACAGUCAAGUUCAAUUUGACGUCAACUCCUUCACCAAUGCUUUGGAAAAGAUUCUAGGGGUAGAAUCAGAACAGCUGGAUUCUGAUGAUCUUGAAGAGGAGGAGGAGGAUAUUGAUUUAUUGGACAGUGACGAAGAAUUUGACAGAAAAGACGAAAACCCAGAGGAAUGUGUUUCAGCAAAUAAAACAUUAGAGAAUAUCCGAGACUACAUGGAGCAGAUGGAUCGGGAGUUAGCUGGCACCCACAUUGGCAAAAGUUUUACCAAAGUCACCAGUGAGGUUGACAUGGACAACCCUGAUCUAGCCAAAACAGCACAGGGUGAGCCAGGGACAGAGUCAGAAGAGGAUUUGAAUAUGUUGCCUGUGGAUGUGGAUUUGAAUCUAGUAGAGAACUUAUUGGAGUCUUACAGCUCACAAGCUGGCCUACCCGGACCUGCAUCUAAUAUCUUGCAGAGCAUGGGGCUACGGCUACCAGAUAACAAAGACAAUGCCAUGUAAAAGAGGAAUGUCACAUAUUGGCUCUGUCAGGUGAAUACUUCCUAAACAGAUUUUCAUCAUCCAUUCUGUUCCACUGUGAUCUCUUUAGUCUUCAUCUGCUCCAAGAUGUGUUGUUUACUUAGGGCUACUAUUCCAUCAUUAGAGACAAGGAGCCUUUAAAUCAGAUGUUGGUGUAGCUGUCUCUUUUAAUUUGCCAUGAAUUGAAAACACUUUUUAAAGGCACUGGAAUCAGAGUGUUCACCUUUUCAUAUUUUAAAACUUUCCUUAAAAUCGUACAGAAAAUAUUUUUGUAACUGUAAAUAAAUGAAAACUUAAACAACAAAACUUCCAAAUAAUGAGGUACAUUGUCGUUAUUGUUAAGAUUAUUCCUCUUAAAAGAAUUUGCAGAGUAUCAGAUAAUGUAAUGGGUUUGUGUGGUGAAUACACCUUCCAGCAUAAUUUUAUCACCCAUUCUGCUGUCUGUAGAUAUUAUGGAUAUCUUCUCAUUUGUGUUC